AUGCAGUGCCUGUGUGCGCCACGGGCUGCCUUGCAGUCUACUAGAAAACGCGGGAGCGUCAACAAGCGGCUCGUCUCAGGUGUCGGCACAAGCGCCGGCGGUAGGGCAUCGGGCGAGGCGAUCGGGAUCACGGCCGGAUCACUCGGUGGCCACCAUGGCGCGUCGAGUCCAGGAGGGCAGACUUCUCCGUCUUCGCAGUCGGACCCGUUCCCUUACUUUUCACGCUUCCUAACCGACCUGAACAAGACAGAGACGGCCAGCGGCUGGAUCUCAGAUCUCGAGCUUAUGCACCAUUACACUUCGGUGUCGUAUCGAACCUUCUCACACUCCUCCCAGGCGCAGAAGACGCUCCAGUAUGAUGUGCCAAGAGAGGCGCUCUCUUACCCCUUUCUGCUUCACCAACUCCUUGCCUUCUCAGCCUACCAUCUGGCAUACCUCCAACCAGACUGCCGCCAUGCCUACCUUAUGCAGGCUGCCCAGCACCAGAAUGACGCCAUCAACGGCAUGAGAGGAACUUUGCUCGGCACAAUCUCCUCCACAAACUGCCACGCCCUCUUCGCGUCUUCCAUCUUCCUGACGCUAAGCGCCUUCGCCACCUACCCCAGCUAUGAGAAGUACAACCCAACCUUCUCACCCAUCGACAGCAUGCUCGACAUCUUCACCCUGACAGACGGCAUGAGCGUGAUUCUGCGCGCUUCAGACGACGAUCUGCGCAAGGGUCCGCUGCGCGAAAUCUUCAUCCGCGGCCCCGGCGAGCCUCAGACGCCGGAACCGUCGCUUCAGCCCCUCUUUGAGCGGCUUCCCCGGCUCAGCACCCGGUUAGCCGAGAUCGGUGCCAUGGAGACCUCUACCGAGGGCAAGUACACCAUCAAUAACGCGGUAAUAGCCUUGAGUGAAGCUAUUGCCAAGGUUUCCACCAUGAACGCCAUGUCUGCCCCAGUUGAGUUUCGCGCGGUAUUCUUGUGGCCCGUACUCAUGUCAAGCGACUACCUCGACAUGUUGCGGCGCCGGCAUCCCGCAGCUCUCGUCGUCUUGGCUCACUAUUGCGUCAUUAUCAACAUGGCAGAACCGUUCUGUUGGUUUCUGAACGGCUGGGCCCGAGCUCUGUUGUCCAUCAUCUCGGAACAGCUUAUGGGCACGGCGUGGGCGGAGCUCAUCAUGUGGCCCAUAGAGGUCAUCGGAGUGGGAAGCUACGAGUUACAGAUAGAACACAUGGCGCACGCCAUGCCUGUCGUAAUCUAA
Molecule: messenger RNA, 1242 nt
Organism: Colletotrichum chrysophilum
Lineage: Eukaryota; Fungi; Ascomycota; Sordariomycetes; Glomerellales; Glomerellaceae
Exons: 2
Coding region: 1-1242 (413 amino acids)
Biological process (GO): regulation of transcription by RNA polymerase II
Molecular function (GO): DNA-binding transcription activator activity, RNA polymerase II-specific
Source: RefSeq, a predicted model, not a curated record